This is a messenger RNA of Rhinopithecus roxellana (golden snub-nosed monkey), 963 nucleotides long. Its product is annotated as olfactory receptor 2A12-like. Gene Ontology annotation, cellular component: membrane. Lineage: Eukaryota; Metazoa; Chordata; Mammalia; Primates; Cercopithecidae. The record is from RefSeq and is a predicted model, not a curated record. Gene Ontology annotation, molecular function: G protein-coupled receptor activity; olfactory receptor activity. Gene Ontology annotation, biological process: G protein-coupled receptor signaling pathway.
AUGCAGGAGCUCAACCAGUCCACCGUGACAGAAUUCAUUCUAGUGGGCUUCACCUCCAAUCCCAGGACCAGUCCUCUGCUCUUCACCUUCUUCUUCGUCUUUUACCUGCUGAUUCUCAUGAGCAACAGCCUCCUCAUCACCCUCAUUUACCAGGACUUACUGUUUGCCUAGAAUUUUGAAUAUAUUCUGCACAUACCCAUGUACUUUUUCAUCAGUGUCCUCUCCCUGCUGGACAUGUCCUAUACCACCACCACCGUGCCCCAGAUGCUGGUGCACAUUCUCAGCAAGAAGAGGGCCAUCUCUUUUGCUAGAUGUGUGGCCCAGAUGUAUAUCUUCCUCCUCUUUGGGGUCAUUGAGUCAUGGCUUUUCUCCAUCAUGUCCGUGGACAGGUACUUGGCCAUCUGCCACCCUCUCAGGUACAAGGUCAUCAUGAGCCGCUGGGUGUGUCUCCUCAUGGUGGGUAUCUGUGCAGCCUAUGGUGUGCUGGGUAGCAUGUGCUAUACUUUCUUUGCUAUGCGCCUGCCCUAUUGUGGGCCUAAUGAGAUUGACCACUACUUUUGCGAGGUUCCUGCAGUUCUGAAGCUGGCCUGUGCAGACACAUCCCUCAAUGACCUGGUGGACUUCAUUAUAGGCUUCAAUGUCAUUGUGGUCCCGCUCUCCCUGACUGUCAUAGUCUAUGCCAACAUCUUUGCCACCAUCAUGAGGAUCCACUCAGCCCAGGGGCGAAUCAAAGCCUUUUCCACCUGUGCUUCCCACAUCACUGUGGUCACCAUGUUUGCCAUUCCAUGUAUCAUCAUGUAUAUGGGCCCUGGCUCUGGCUCGUUAUCAAACAGUGGAAAGAAAAUGGCCCUUUUCUAUAACAUUGCUACAUCCUUCCUCAAUCCUGUCAUCUACAGUCUAAGGAACAAAGAUGUGAAAAAAGCUUUUUUCAAAUGGAUGGGAUGGAGCAGGGCCCCAGAGUAA